AAUCGUGGGCUACAAGAAAGAGAGAGCGCGGUGUUGGAAACGCGCUUUAUACGUCGGUCCCCCCUUCGCGAGGUUCGUUUCCCCGCUCCUCUCCGCUUCCACGCCGACUUCAAAUUAAACCUAAAAAUUCACAAAAAGUCCCCCUUCCGUUUCCCCGGCCGCAUCUUCGCCUCGCCGCGUCGUCUUCCACCCGCCGAUCGCCGCAUCGCAACCAGAAUCGAUCACUUUUGGAUCCGCCGAUCGCCGUCGCUGCAAACUACGUCAGCUUCGCCGGCCUAGGAUUCCCGUCUGCUCGCCUUCCAAGAUCUAGGGUUUCUUAUGCCCGUCCGCUGGAAGCGCGCAACUGAUAGCAUCGCUAGGUUUCGAUGUCGAACGAGGACAAAGCCGCCGCCGCCGCCGCAGUCGAGAUCCGUGACGUUUGGGCCGACAACCUGGACGCCGAGAUCGCUAUGAUCCGCGAGAUCGUCGACGACUUCCCCUUCGUUGCCAUGGACACGGAGUUCCCUGGCAUCGCCAUCCGCCCCCUUGGCGUCUUCAAGUGCUUCGCUGACAGUAACUACCAUGUCCUCCGGGCCAACGUCGACCUCCUGCACCUGAUCCAGCUCGGCCUUACCUUUACCAAUGGUGCGGGGUUACUCCCUACCUCCUCCUGGGGGCGCCCCAUCGUCUGGCAGUUUAACUUCAGGGAAUUUGAUGUGGAGAACGAUAUCAGCAACCCUGAAUCCAUCGAGCUCUUGACCAAGUCGGGCAUUGAUUUCAUCAAGAACCGGGAGUUUGGGGUCGACGCCAAGCGCUUCGCUGAGCUCCUCAUGUCGUCUGGCGUUGUCCUCAAUCAUUCUGUUAGCUGGGUGACUUUUCAUUGUCCUUAUGACUUUGGUUACCUCCUAAAGAUCCUAACCUGCAGAAUGCUGCCUGAGACUCGAGAGGAGUUCCAUCAACUCGUCAAGAUUUUCUUCCCUGUCCUAUAUGACAUCAAGCAUCUUAUGAGGUUUUCAAACUACCUCCAUGGGGGGCUUAACAAGCUUGCUGAACAAUUGGCAGUCGAAAGGAUAGGUAUCUCUCAUCAAGCUGGUUCAGAUAGUUUGCUUACUGCUCGGGUAUUCCAAAAACUUAGAGAGACAUACUUCAAUGGGGCAAUUGAGGGAUACUCGGGGGUCAUGUAUGGGCUUGAUACUGAUUGAAGGUUGAAUGGUCUGUGAUGCUAGUUAUCAGACUUCAUUGAAUUUGAAACAGGGAAAAUAAAAAAAAAAUGAUUUGAGUAUAAACUUAUGUGCCUGUGUUGCUCCUCCAUGCUAGUUCUUUCUUGUGUGUUGUUCAUACUGACGUUUCUUUAAAUUUCGUAGAUUAUAUUCCUAACCCUAUUGCCUUACAAUCUCCUGGACACCUCUUAUCCUUAUCAUUCAAGAACCCAGCUUGCUGCAUUGAUACUGUUCUUUGCAAAUUUUCUUUGUUAGUGUUUUCAUCUGCAGAUGUUGAUGUGCAUCCUGUGUGGAUCAUUUGACUACCGCACCUCUGAUAAAAUCCUAAGUUGCUGUGCUAGGUUUUGGAGGAUUCUACUUGCAGAAAUCACAAUCAGAUAAUUUGGGCUUUUACCGAAAUUGAACAGGAUAUCUUUAUUGGUUUUCUGCUGGCAAAAUCUUCCAUAUUAACAUGGCACACUUGAGUAAGUCCUUUUUUCUAGAUUUCUUUGUAUUUGUUUAGUUUAAAAUUGUUUAAGACAUACUUUUAGUGGAUCUUAAGUAUUCUGUGAGGUAUCAGUGCACUGAUGAGGUCACAAUUUAAGUUAAAUGGUUAGCUUGAGUUUCUUGUUUAUCCCAAGUAAAACAAUGGAUUUAGCAUUGAUCGAAGGGCAUCAAUGGAUUUAACAUCCACAGACAAAAUUUUACAAGACUGAAGUUAUAUAUCCCCUACUCCACUUCUGGUUUCAUCAUAUUAUCAAAUUCUGGAUUUCAAUUGAUUUCUUUUUUUUUUUGUGUUAAUUAUUCGCAUAUGCCUCGGCUCUAUCCUUGGCAUUCUAUGUCAUCACUUCUUUAUAGGAAACAAUGAUGCAUGGAGCUUUGACAUACAUGGGUUUUCCAGUUUAGUAUAAAAUUUCUUUGGUUCUUUGGUCAGGCUGGCCAAUAAACUCUCCUUGAGUUUUCCUAUGAACUUGUGGUGGCUCAUAAUUGAAAUAGUAAUUAAAAAUUCUUGGACACAAGUAUUUGCUUUUUCUGUUCUUUAGAUAUUCUUUUCAGAAUUCUGAUAAGGGUUUAGGGUUUUAGUUGUUGUUCUUUUAAAACUUAUUGAGAUUCAUAGCCAUAAUUUUAAGCAUUGAUGGAAGAUUUUUUAACUCUACAUGUCUGGCAGUUAAAUUUUUGUUGAACGGAACCACAGUCCAGAAGUGUCUAUUUCACACAACGAAUGCAUACCCUACUUGAUUUCAUCACUGACCCAUCCACUUUGAUCUUGUCUGGCUCAUUCGGUCCAACUUGCCUAACCUUGCACAGCUUGAUCCAUCUGGCUUGAUGAUUCGACCACUAACAAACUCAAAAGGGAUUCCAUUUAUCUUGCGAUAUUGAUCUCAGAACCAUAUCUUGAUUUGUGAUCCCAUUUAAAAAGAAAGAUAACAUAUCGAAAAUCAACUUUACCCCUCUUAAGAAAUUAUCUCUUCUGUUUGUAUUUUUCCACCAAUCAAACACAGGCUAACUCAUGCCACUAUUUUUUUUUUCAAAAUUAAAAAUUAGCAUUCAUGUUCUUAGUGGUGGAGCACCUUAUUUGAUAGGUAAAUUGGAAUAGAACGAAUAAUGGAACACAGUCAUGAAUGGAAUUGAAUGAUAGGUGAAAUGGAAUUGUGCAACUGAAAAUAACAAGUCAAUAUAGAUAUAGCAAUCGAAAAUUUUUGAUAUACAAUAUUUGAAAAGAUGGAGAGCUCAAAUGGUAAAAAUGAUCUAUUAUAAUCAAUCAAAAUACCAAGCUUCAGAACAAUUAGAAAAAAAGUAUUACUUAUGUGCACCUCAGACAAUAGAGAAAUAAGUAUCAUCACCACGUUGUCAUCACUACUCCCAAAUUCUGGCUGCAACUGGUAAAUAAGUAUCAUGCACUUUCCAACAUACUAUGCUACUUAGGAAUUCUCCAACGGAACAAUGGAGACAAAAAGAAGGGACAUCAAUCAUCCAUUUUUUAUAUUGUAAAUUGAUUAUUCAAAUUUUUAUAUCAAUAAUUAUUCCAUAGUCUUAGUAAAUUAUUAUUAUUAUUAUUAUUAUUUUUUGCAUUUGUUUAUAAUUCUUAUCUCAACAUGGAGCUCAUCUAAUUUGAUUUAGGAUUAAUUUUAUUAUUACUCACCAAAAUAUAAUGUCACAAAAGGAAUAUGUUUCUUUGUGAUGUGGAAUUUAUUUACGUGAUGCAAUGUCUUAAUCUUCUUCAUUAUCUAGUUUUAUGCUCUAACUAGUGGAUCUAGGGUUAAACUAGCCAAUAAACUCUCCUUAUGUUUUCCUAUGAAUUUGUGGUGGCUCAUAAUUGCUCGUUUUUACACAUGAAAUAGUAAUUAAAAAUUCUUGGACACAAGUAUCUGCUUUUUUCUGUUCUUUAGAUAUUCUUUUCUGAAUUCUGAUAAGGGCAAAAUGUAUGUGCUCACUUUGGUUUUAGCUGUUGCCUCUUUUAUAGCUUAUUGCGAUUCACAGCCAUAAUUUUAAGCAUUGAAGUUUAAGGUAAAAGUAUCGAUUUAUUGUGUCAAUUCUGGGAAGAUUAUUCAACUCUGGGAAGUCCAGGUGUGUAUUUCUCACAACUAGUGUCUCCUUUUGUCAGUUCUGGGAAGACUAUUGUAUAUAUGUGAUUGUACUGUAUGGUCUAUGUAGAGCAUGGAAUGGCCAUGUAUCUAUUCUGUGUUAGUACAUGCUUUUGUAUUUGAUGUACAACAAUUGCGGUGAAUAACAUAAAUUGUUAUGUGCCUGCCUA
Messenger RNA from Zingiber officinale, 3933 nucleotides. Its product is annotated as probable CCR4-associated factor 1 homolog 7. Gene Ontology annotation, cellular component: P-body; CCR4-NOT core complex; CCR4-NOT complex. The transcript has 2 exons. The record is from RefSeq and is a predicted model, not a curated record. Gene Ontology annotation, molecular function: nucleic acid binding; poly(A)-specific ribonuclease activity. The coding region runs from base 366 to 1181 and encodes 271 amino acids. NCBI's taxonomy places the organism in Eukaryota, Viridiplantae, Streptophyta, Magnoliopsida, Zingiberales, Zingiberaceae.